Messenger RNA from Agelaius phoeniceus (red-winged blackbird), 338 nucleotides. NCBI's taxonomy places the organism in Eukaryota, Metazoa, Chordata, Aves, Passeriformes, Icteridae. The record is from RefSeq and is a predicted model, not a curated record.
AGGAUGGACUCCAGCAACCUGGCCAUCUGCAUUGGCCCAAAUAUGCUGAGCCCAGGCACGGACAGCACGCUCCCGCUGGAAGUGCAGAAGGAGAUGAAUGACAAGGUGACAGUGCUGGUGGAGUUCCUCAUAAACAACUGCAUGGAAAUAUUUGAGGGAGACAUUUCCUUCCCUGCCUGUGCCUUGGCUGAGGAGUCACCAGAGCACACAGACAGCUCCACAGGUGAGAUGAAACUUGAAAGUUUCAAUGCUGGCUUCAGAAAUCUGUGGGUGUGAAAUGUCCUCUCAAGAACCAUUUUCAGAAGAGCAGAACACAUUACAGAGGAUGUGACACUGCA